CAGAAAGAAAGAAGGAAAAAAGGCAUAGCAGACUUGUUGCACACCAUGGUGACUUCAAAAGAGGAGACCACAAGCGUUGUAAUAACACAAGAAGACAGAGAAGCUGCGGAAACAUUAAUAAAACUAAGCCAAGAUACUCGAUAUCAGCCAGUAGAAGAAGAAGAUGCAGCUCCAUCGUCGACUCUAUUAUUACAACAAUGUAAAGCUAAAGAGAAACAGCAUUCGAAGAAGGAUGAUAAAAUAUCUAUGGAGAGUACAAAAGGGAAGACAGAGGUAGACGAUACCGAGGAAACCCUAAUGAUUCUUCAGGAAUGGAGCCACACCAAGCCCGACCCGGUGGAGAAAAUAUUCAGCGGUGAUGCUGACGUGGCGGAGCUAUUCAGCGAACCGAUAAAGAAGCAGCUGACAAUGAGCGACGUGGAGAAUGGUCAAUGCAGGCUCAUGUUAGGGAAGCAGCAAGUGCAGAAGAAGAUGCAUCCUCUUUUAGAACAUUCUGAGAUUCCGCUAGGGACUGAGGGGCUUGAUGUUUCGGUGUACGGAUCAAACGGGGAGGUUCAAACGAUGAAGUUCAAGAUGUGGGGCGAGGACACGCCUGUGUUGACCUCGGGGUGGAAAGACUUCGUGGACAAGUAUGACCUCGAGAAGCAUCGUGAUUUUCUCACUAUUUGGAUGUUUAGGCAUAGAGUCACUCGUGGGAUUUGCUUUGCUAUUGACAGUACUAGUUUUUCUGUAACGGGGCCUCUGAGUUCGAGGAUCUCGAAGUCUGUCUUUCCGAAUCCAAAUUAAUUAGGGUUUUUAGUCGUUUGUGUUUUUUGUUUUUUUUUUUUUUUGUUUUUUUUUUGGUAAUUAGAAGAGAGGAUAGUACAAAAGAGA
This is a messenger RNA of Brassica oleracea var. oleracea, 873 nucleotides long. RefSeq names its product putative B3 domain-containing protein At4g03160. Gene Ontology annotation, molecular function: DNA binding. The coding region runs from base 46 to 786 and encodes 246 amino acids. The record is from RefSeq and is a predicted model, not a curated record. The transcript has 2 exons. NCBI's taxonomy places the organism in Eukaryota, Viridiplantae, Streptophyta, Magnoliopsida, Brassicales, Brassicaceae.